UUCAAAGUUAUUGUCAACAGUCGUGUGUUUUGAUUUGUGAAAAUAGGAAAAUUCCUUAAUUCACUUAAAUAAUGCCGCCAAAAAUCAAUCAUCGUGAUGUUUCACCUUUUUUGCAGGCUCUUAGAGCAUUCUUACUUGGUCGUCAACCAACAAAUGCUUUAAGAUUCGAAGACACUAUUGCAGCACGUACCCAACCACCACCUGUAAUUCCAGACGGUGUAUCGCAUAAAUAUUCAGCAAACUACUAUUUGUCGAGAGAUGCAAGACGAGAAGUUUGUCCACCAGUUAAUUUGACACAACAAGCUAUUGGCGAUGGAGUUAAAAAAACCAAAUUACCUCAGCCAGGAGUGACUUUUGAAUGGGACAAACAUUAAAUAUGAAACUUAUUGAAAUGUAUAUUGCGAUUUUGUGAAUUAUAGAACGUUCAAAAAUAUAGAACAUUAAACUC
Chironomus riparius is the source of this 448-nucleotide messenger RNA. Lineage: Eukaryota; Metazoa; Arthropoda; Insecta; Diptera; Chironomidae. The record is from the annotation of a GenBank genome assembly.